AUGCUACGGCUCUUUGGCGGCUCGCGCUCGAGCUCGCGAGCGGCGUCGCCGGCGCGACCCCACCACACCAAGCGCGGUGUCCGUCUCCAAAUCAACGUCCCAAGCUAUGGCGGCGUGUUCAUGAACAACAACCGCACCGACGUGCAGCAUGACGAUCCCGAGGCAUCUGGGUCCUCGCUCGGUCCCCCAAGACUAGAGUUGCAGGACUCUGAGCUCUCGGGUGAGCUCGAGGUCGAUGUCCCAAGGGGCAUGGGUCGACGCAGGUGUCGUGCCAUUCGCAUGACACUGAAGAACACGUGCCGCUUGAACAUGGGUCCCGCACGCAUGUGGGAGGAGGACGUGCUGUUUGAGCGUACUAUCGAGGUCAAGGGGGCCAUCAUCCUCCAGGAAGGUGUGCAGCGCUUCAAUUUUACCAUUGUCAUCCCAUACGGCCUCGCUGGGUACGACGUCCACCCCACCGGCCGCGUCAAGCUCGAGCUCAUUGCAGAGGUGGAGGGACUUGGCGGUGGCCCUCGCAGUGUCAGUACGCACAUGAUUUCGCCCAGCCCAAGUCCCGCGCCGACGCCUCGUCGCGGGCGUAGUCCUGAACGAGGCCACGGACCUAGAUCCGUCAACGCGUCUCCCUAUACGUCUGGAGCCAGUACACCUGUGGGCGACGGCGGGGGUGUUCCCUCCAUGGACAUUGCCACGCAAAUGACAGUGUCGUGGGCCGACCCCGUGGGCCACUCGGAAGAAGAAGUCCGCUGGCUGCGCGGCAACGUCGUCGCGUCGCGAGGCAUCUGGCUCAUGUACAACCCCGACCCGGAAGAUGGCGUGAGCACGCUCAACGAACGCCGACGAGGCGAGGUUCCUGGCCUCGGACCAUUCGAGAUCCGCUUCAUGUCCGACGUCUGGACCGUGUGCGCUCUCUUAAAGUCGACGAUUAACAUCAACUUUCCCGAACCCACCUGCACCAUCUACUACAUUCGCAUCGUCCUCACGCAGACCACAUCCAUUAGGUCACCUCGCGAUGACCCGGCCACAACCGAACCCAUUCGCAGCACUAUACCGUUUGUCGUAUGGGAAAAGGGCGUGCGUCCCCCUCGUCAGCUUGCCAGGGACUCGCCGGCGCUGUGGCGCGGGACCGAGUGCGGCGGCGAGGACACUGGUAGUCUGCAGGUCACCGGUAUGGGACGCUUGCCCAACGACGAGACUGGAAGGCCGUCUACUCUUGAAGGGGUCAUCACACCAAUCCACGUCAAACACCAGCUGGUCGUCGAGGUCUGGUACUCGAUCGCCGGGCAAGACGUGCAGGGCAACGAGCUGCCGGCAGGCAACAUUGGUGGUCUGCGCAUGCUCCGUGUGGACAAGCCCGUCAUUGUGCCUAGCUGUGGGUUCAUCCCCGAGGUCGUCGAGCUGCCGAGCUACGACUCGUUGAAGUUUGACACUGCGCCGUGUCCCGUGUGCGGGACGCCUGCAGAGCAGCAAGCGUGCCGCACUUGUCCCCUCACGUCCGUCCCGCACUCGCGCCACGACCACGACCCGCUCGUCGUCGGCAACGCCAACGGCGUAUGCCCCCGCUGUGAGCGCAGGUUCAUUACCGAUCCCGACGACGACUUGGGCAAGUGGGCCGACUGCGCUUGUGGUCUGAGCCUGAAAAAGCUGGAAGAGCGCAUGCGGUCCGUCAUCCCCGACGAGGACCUCCAGGACGAUGGGUAUGGUGGACAAGUCACGCCGCCUGUCAAGAUAGAGCGCGGCAGGUCCAUGUGA
Apiotrichum porosum is the source of this 1749-nucleotide messenger RNA. RefSeq lists its product as uncharacterized. NCBI's taxonomy places the organism in Eukaryota, Fungi, Basidiomycota, Tremellomycetes, Trichosporonales, Trichosporonaceae. The coding region runs from base 1 to 1749 and encodes 582 amino acids. The transcript has 3 exons. The record is from RefSeq and is a predicted model, not a curated record.